GGAAGAAACGGCGGUUGUCUUGGUCGCCGACGGCGGAUGGAGUGUGCCGCGCGUGGAUUUGCGACGCGGUGCGUUGGUCCACCGACGCGGAGGUGUGGCCAGUGUGGUGCUGUAGCGUAUUGCUCCGUCUCUCAUCAGAGUUCACAUUGGAGCUACCACAAGGAAGAAUGUGAGAGAUUAGAAGAGCAAAUGCGUCGUGUUGAUCUGUUAAAUGAUUUUCCAUUUACAUUUACAGAAGAAACUACAGUUCAGGUUAGUCAAAAACAUGAGAGCAGGUGCUUGUUUCUCAGCAAAAGGGAGUUGCAUCGUGUUGGAAUGUGGAUGUAUGAGUGUAACUGUGGAGCUUCUGCCGGUUCUUUGGCGCAUGAUAGUUUAAGAUAUGAAGGUUGGCAUCUGCCGAGCUCUUCUUGUCCAUGUCGUGGCCCUUUAUCUCCAGUAACAAAACAGCUAUGCAGUUGGACUGAUUAUUUCGAGUGGAGAAAGUUACCUCUUGAUUCUCCUGUGGCUCUACUUCUCCACUGGCCACUGACGAUAUAUCAUGCAAUUCAAGUCAUUGGGAUGGGAAAUUUGACUCCCCAAAUAAGUGAUGAACUUCGUAUACAUUAUCUUGGCCCUCAGAAAGAGCUUGGUCAACUUGGUGUCUUCGCUGAGCUGCAAGCCCUCUUCCCUGGUCUGCGCAUACACGUAGAGCUUGUUGGACCUGACGUUCCACAACAUAUGGAUGGAGAGAUGAUCUCACUUAGCAGAUAUUCCCCUUGCAUGGAAGAAGAAUGUGAAUGUAAUUAUUCAAGCGAAAUUUCCGGUAACGAAUCUGCCUGCUCUCCAGCUGUGUCGUUACAGCUCCAUAGAGGAUUUUACCAUGAUCGUUACACCGACAUAACAAAGAAUUCACCUCCUCCUCACAUAGUGAUUGCUCCAAAUGCUGGCAUCGUUGCAUAUCCUAGUUGGUUGCCAACUAUUGAACUGAUAAAGGAGAUAAAAGUGCCAGCAGUAUUCUCUGAUUACUGUGAAGAAGCUUGUCAUCUGGCGGCUUGUUGCAUUAAAACCAUCACAGGACAACCUCUAUCAUUACCUAUUGAGUUGAAUCCAUUUAGACAGCCAAUGGCAGUGGAGGAGAGUCCUCUGUUUAUUCCUUGCUACUCAAACUGCUUCAUCUUCGCAAUUUUCCACAACGCUGUGGAUUUGUUACCGGUCUUUAUCGGGUCUGUUACUCCUAAUAACGUUUCUAUUGAGUGGAAAGGUGCUUGCUUUAAUGGUAAUGAAGCUCGUCUCGAUAUCACCGGUAGUGAUCGUGAUGUCCCUGGACUUGGUGGUGGUGUUCUUCAUCUCAAAACGUCCAAGGCACAUAGCUUGACAUGUAUGGAUCUUUAUGUGUUUGCAACGCCAUACAGGAUCACUUGGGACUACUAUUUCUCUGCUCGAGAUCAUACUUUGAACUUUGAUUCUUGGGAAGAGAAAGCUGAGUUGGAAUAUGUGAAGGAGCAUGGAGUUUCAGUGUUUCUAAUGCCAUCAGGAAUGCUUGGGACGUUGCUUUCGUUGAUUGAUGUGUUACCUCUUUUCUCCAAUACUGCUUGGGGACAGAGUGCGAAUUUGGCGUUCUUGACGAAACAUAUGGGUGCUACGUUUGAGAAACGGUCUCAACCUUGGCGGUCAAUGAUUAAUCCGGAUGAUGUGCAUUCUGGCGAUUUCUUGGCGGUGUCAAAGAUUAGAGGUAGAUGGGGUGGUUUUGAGACGCUGGAGAAAUGGGUGACUGGGGCUUUUGCUGGUCAUACUGCUGUUUGUUUGAAGGAUGAUUUGGGGAAUCUUUGGGUUGGUGAAUCGGGACAUGAGAACGAAAAGGGUGAAGAAAUCAUUGUUGUGAUUCCUUGGGAUGAAUGGUGGGAUCUGACUUUGAAGGAUAAUUCAAAUCCUCAAGUUGCUUUGCUUCCUCUACAUCCUGUUAUCCGGGAAAAGUUCAACAAUACUGCUGCGUGGGAAUAUGCUCGUAGCAUGUUGGGCAAACCGUAUGGAUAUCACAACAUGAUAUUCAGCUGGAUCGACACUCUAGGCGAUAACUACCCACCUCCCCUUGAUGCUCACUUGGUUAUUUCUGUCAUGUCUAUGUGGACUCGUGUACAACCCGCAUAUGCUGCAAAUAUGUGGAACGAGGCACUGAAUAAACGACUCGGUACUGAGGAUCUGGAUUUGUAUGGGAUACUUGAAGAAACAGCGAGGCGUGGAAUGUCAUUUGAUGAAUUACUCACCAUCCCUGAACAGGAUGAGUGGGUUUAUAGCGACGGGAAAUCAACAACAUGUGUUGCUUUCAUCCUUGCAAUGUACAAAGCCGCUGGUGUAUUCGGCCCUCUCGCUGAUCACAUUCAAGUCACGGAAUUCACUAUCCGAGAUGCGUACACUCUGAAGUUAUUUGAGUCUAACCAGACUCGGCUACCGAGUUGGUGCAACACAGAGGAAGAGAAGCUUGACUUCUGUCAGAUUCUAGGUGAAUACAGAAUGGAGUUACCUGGUUAUAACACCAUUGACCCAUAUCCAAACAUGAACCAGAAUUGCCCUUCUUUACCUCCUAAUUAUGAGAGGCCUUCUAAAUGUUAGCAAAAUUAAUUAACAUGUAUGUC
Molecule: messenger RNA, 2612 nt
Organism: Arabidopsis arenosa
Lineage: Eukaryota; Viridiplantae; Streptophyta; Magnoliopsida; Brassicales; Brassicaceae
Source: the annotation of a GenBank genome assembly